Molecule: messenger RNA, 1935 nt
Organism: Anopheles maculipalpis
Lineage: Eukaryota; Metazoa; Arthropoda; Insecta; Diptera; Culicidae
Product: acetylcholinesterase
Exons: 10
Coding region: 1-1935 (644 amino acids)
Biological process (GO): choline metabolic process; acetylcholine catabolic process in synaptic cleft
Cellular component (GO): plasma membrane
Molecular function (GO): acetylcholinesterase activity
Source: RefSeq, a predicted model, not a curated record
AUGUUUGUGAACCAGUGCACCCGUCGACCACACAUGAACGUGUUUGUGCUGCUGCUCGGUGCGACUGUGAUAUGUCCCGCAUAUGGCAUCAUUGAUCGGCUGGUGGUGCAAACCAGCAGCGGCCCGAUACGUGGACGCUCGACCAUGGUGCAGGGGCGUGAGGUGCACGUGUUCAACGGUGUCCCGUUCGCGAAGCCACCGGUCGACAGCUUACGGUUUAAGAAGCCUGUCCCAGCCGAACCAUGGCACGGGGUGCUGGAUGCAACCAGACUACCUCCAUCAUGCAUACAGGAACGUUAUGAAUAUUUCCCUGGCUUCGCGGGCGAAGAAAUGUGGAACCCGAACACGAACGUGUCGGAAGAUUGUCUGUAUCUAAACAUAUGGGUGCCAACGAAAACGCGGCUCCGACAUGGUAGGGGACUGAACUUUGGCAGCAAUGAUUACUUCCAAGAUGAUGACGACUUCCAGCGUCAGCAUCAGUCGAAGGGUGGGCUGGCGAUGCUUGUUUGGAUUUAUGGCGGAGGGUUCAUGAGCGGCACCUCGACGCUAGACAUUUACAACGCAGAAAUACUGGCCGCAGUAGGUAAUGUUAUCGUCGCAUCGAUGCAGUACCGGGUCGGUGCAUUUGGCUUCUUGUACCUAGCGCCGUACAUUAACGGUUACGAAGAGGAUGCUCCAGGAAACAUGGGCAUGUGGGAUCAAGCGCUGGCCAUACGGUGGCUGAAGGAAAAUGCGAAAGCGUUCGGUGGCGAUCCGGAUCUGAUUACACUGUUCGGUGAGUCUGCGGGCGGUAGCUCGGUUAGCUUGCAUCUACUAUCGCCGGUAACGCGCGGACUGUCGAAGCGCGGUAUCUUGCAAUCAGGAACACUGAACGCACCAUGGAGCCAUAUGACGGCGGAGAAAGCGCUGCAGAUAGCGGAAGGACUGAUCGACGAUUGUAACUGUAAUCUGACGAUGCUGAAGGAAUCGCCCAGCACAGUGAUGCAGUGUAUGAGAAAUGUGGAUGCGAAAACCAUCUCUGUCCAGCAGUGGAACUCGUACUCGGGCAUACUAGGAUUCCCGUCCGCACCAACCAUUGACGGUGUGUUUAUGACCGCCGAUCCGAUGACCAUGUUACGGGAGGCAAAUUUGGAAGGAAUUGAUAUACUUGUCGGUAGCAACCGGGACGAAGGUACCUACUUUCUGUUGUACGAUUUUAUUGACUACUUUGAAAAGGAUGCGGCAACCUCAUUGCCAAGGGACAAAUUUUUGGAAAUUAUGAACACCAUCUUCAACAAAGCAUCUGAGCCGGAACGUGAGGCUAUCAUCUUUCAGUACACCGGUUGGGAAAGUGGCAACGAUGGGUAUCAAAAUCAACAUCAGGUUGGCCGUGCGGUUGGUGAUCACUUCUUCAUCUGUCCAACGAACGAGUUUGCUCUCGGGUUGACGGAACGUGGUGCCUCGGUGCACUAUUAUUACUUUACACACCGUACCAGCACAUCGCUUUGGGGCGAAUGGAUGGGCGUACUGCAUGGGGACGAGGUCGAGUACAUAUUCGGCCAGCCGAUGAAUGCGUCCCUGCAGUACCGACAGCGGGAACGGGAUUUGAGCAGACGCAUGGUAUUGUCUGUCAGUGAAUUUGCCCGUACUGGCAAUCCUGCCCUGGAAGGUGAACAUUGGCCACUCUACACCAGAGAAAAUCCCAUCUUUUUCAUCUUCAAUGCCGAAGGUGAGGAUGAUCUGCGGGGCGAAAAGUAUGGCCGCGGUCCGAUGGCAACGUCGUGCGCGUUUUGGAACGACUUUCUACCGAGACUACGUGCUUGGUCAGUACCGUCGAAAAGUCCUUGCAACUUGCUCGAGCAAAUGUCGAUAGCAACCGUACCCGGUACGAUGCCUACCGUUGUGAUGUUGGCGUUGGUGUUGAUCUCGCUCUGUGCGGCGCUCGGAACCAACUAA